GACAAGGCACGCACACAGUCACACACACAUAUAAAAGAUACAGUAUCAUCAAUUUAUACUGCUAUAACAUAAUGUUUUCAGCAGGGUUCUACAUUGGAGCACUGCUGAUUAUAGCUCUUACCAAUUUGCUGUACAAAUGGAGGUAUCCCAGGUGCAAUGGAGUUCUCCCGCCUGGUUCGAUGGGUUGGCCACUCUUUGGAGAGACUUUUCAGUUCUUUUCUCCCAACCCUACCUGUGAUAUUCCUCCAUUUGUCAAAGACCGGAUGCAAAGAUUUGGACCAAUAUUCAAGACUAGUCUGGUCGGACGACCCGUGAUAGUAUCUACAGAUGCAGAUCUAAACUACUUCAUCUUUCAGCAGGAAGGACAGUUAUUUCAGAGCUGGUAUCCAGAUACCUUCACUGAAGUAUUUGGUAGGCAAAAUGUAGGUUCUCUACAUGGUUUUAUGUACAAGUACCUUAAGAACAUGGUGCUCAACCUCUUUGGCCCAGAAAGCCUGAAAAAGAUGCUUCCAGAAGUUGAACAGACAGCGAGUAGGAACUUGAAACUGUGGUCCAGCUUGAGUAGCAUUGAUAUAAAGGAAGCAACUGCAGAGAUGAUAUUUGGCCUGACUGCCAAAAAGCUAAUCAGCUAUGAUGCAGAAACAUCUCCUGAGAAUCUAAGGGAAAAUUUCAAGGCUUUUAUACAGGGGUUGAUUUCUUUCCCUGUGGACAUUCCAGGAACAGCAUAUCACAAAUGCUUGCAGGGGAGAAAGAGGGCAAUGACAAUGAUGAAGAACAUGCUACAAGAGAGAAGAGAGAAGCCAAGGAAAGUCCAGGGCGAUUUCUUCGAUUAUGUUCUGGAAGAACUUCGACGUGAGGAUACAAUUCUCACUGAGGCAAUCGCCCUGGAUUUGAUGUUUGUGUUGCUCUUUGCCAGUUUUGAGACAACCUCCCUGGCACUCACUUUAGCAACAAAAUUUCUUUCAGACCAUCCAUUGGUUUUGAAAGAACUGACGGAAGAGCAUGAAGAAAUUGUUAAAAGAAGGGAAAAUCCAGAAUCAGGACUAACGUGGAAUGAAUAUAAAUCAAUGAAAUUCACAUUCCAGGUUAUCAACGAAACAGUGAGAUUGGCAAAUAUAGUACCAGCAAUUUUCAGAAAAGCAAUAAGAGAAAUCAAGUUUAAAGGAUACACCAUACCAGCUGGAUGGGCGGUUAUGGUUUGUCCUCCAGCUGUGCACUUAGACGCCACUAGAUAUAAAGAUCCCUUGGACUUCAAUCCAUGGAGAUGGCAGGGGACAGACACACAUGGUGCAUCAAGAAACUUCAUGGCCUUUGGAGGUGGCAUGAGAUUUUGUGUUGGAACCGAGUUCACAAAGGUGCAAAUGGCUGUAUUUCUCCAUUGUUUGGUAACCAAGUACAGAUUGAAAGCAAUCGAAGGAGGAGAAAUUCUUCGAACACCUGGCUUACAAUUUCCUAAAGGAUUUCAUGUUCAAAUAUAUGAAAAGAAAUAAAUAGAAGCAAAGGGACGUCAUAUACUUAUGGCGGACAGGCAAGUCAGAUGAAUGGCUAUCUGAGCAUGAGAUCAGGGAACUGUGGCACUGUCUUCCCGGGUGUAUCACUGAUACAUACAUUCAUGAUGCUGAAGACUUUCAAGAAUAAACUACUGCUAGAUGGACGUGCAAGUGAUCUCUCUUUUCUCUGGAUUCAACCAAUGUGAGGGAAAUUUAAAAAAUGUGACAAAUUUUGGCUCCUGUAAAUUACGAAAAUAGGAAUAGAAGGUGAAAAUGAAAACAAUGAAGAGAAUAUAAGCUGUAGUACUUCCAUGGAUUGUUGGUGUGAAUAUGUUAAUAUUAAUUACUUCUUGCAUCCAUAACUGGAGCAUCAAAAUGUUCAUUCCCACUUGAAAUAUGUGCUCUACACUGAUGCUCGUUACUCAUAUUAACAACAAUUGUUCUCUCUCUGCAUUUGGGCAAUCGAUCACCAAAUUCUU
This is a messenger RNA of Andrographis paniculata, 1969 nucleotides long. RefSeq names its product cytochrome P450 87A3-like. The transcript has 9 exons. The coding region runs from base 72 to 1490 and encodes 472 amino acids. Lineage: Eukaryota; Viridiplantae; Streptophyta; Magnoliopsida; Lamiales; Acanthaceae. Gene Ontology annotation, biological process: sterol metabolic process. The record is from RefSeq and is a predicted model, not a curated record. Gene Ontology annotation, molecular function: monooxygenase activity; oxidoreductase activity, acting on paired donors, with incorporation or reduction of molecular oxygen; iron ion binding.